AUUGAUCCUGGGCAACCUGGCUGCGUGUAUAACGAGCAGUGCUCAUCGGUAUGGCCCGAUGCGUAUUGUGACACAUCGGCUGGAGUUGGCACCUGCCGAUGUGGAGAAAACAAGGUCGAAAAAGCUACACGCGAUGGUCAUGUGUGUCUCGAUAUGCUCGACGCAAAUCAGAAUGUGCUUGCUAUCACCUGUCCUCUUCCCGAAGGAGCAGGCUAUACAUCUGCCCUUUCGGAUUCCAAACAUCCUCGUCAAAACAACUCCCCUGGCCCCGUUCUUUGCAAUACUGAAAGCUUGACGACUCACCAAUCUGGACCAGAAAUAGGUGACGGGUCUGCAGCCUGCCUCAUCCCUUCUGAUGGCACAUAUGUUGCCGACCUCUACGACUGCGUUGGUUUUGUUUCGCCAGUUGAUUUGACAUCGUCAGGCUACAGUGAGAAGGCAAACGGCAUUUGUUGUCCUAACAGAGCUUUCACAUGCAUCCAACCGACAGCAACGGGUCCGAAUCCAACUGAACCGCGAUGGUGGUACAAUGCGAUCACAGGUAUGUGCCAACAAUUUCUGUGGGAUCCUACAGCAACUGGACCGGGGGAACAUUCUCCAAACAACUUCAAGACCAUCGAACAUUGCGAAAGUUACUGCAGAGAUGGUAAGUACAUGUACUAUACAAAUGGUGUGUUUUUGUACAUUCUCAACACGAAUUCCCUACAAAAAUUUGUUUUCAUUUAA
Cylicostephanus goldi is the source of this 726-nucleotide messenger RNA. Lineage: Eukaryota; Metazoa; Nematoda; Chromadorea; Rhabditida; Strongylidae. The record is from the annotation of a GenBank genome assembly.